Postia placenta MAD-698-R-SB12 is the source of this 1133-nucleotide messenger RNA. RefSeq lists its product as hypothetical. NCBI's taxonomy places the organism in Eukaryota, Fungi, Basidiomycota, Agaricomycetes, Polyporales, Adustoporiaceae. The transcript is spliced from 4 exons. The coding region runs from base 63 to 893 and encodes 276 amino acids. The record is from RefSeq and is a predicted model, not a curated record. Gene Ontology annotation, cellular component: endoplasmic reticulum; plasma membrane.
CCCUCUCUCCCUUCACCCCUCCCUCCGUCUAACGACUCGCGUCUGCAAAACACCCCAACGCGAUGGCAGGGAACCAGGCAGUGAACCUCAACCCACCCGAUGCCGCCGAGCAUCUGGUCGCUCAUGGCUCGGACUGGCUGUGGGCGGCAUUCUCGUACAUGGCGGUCUGCCUGUUCAUCGCCUUCGGUCUGAUGUUCAAGAGGCCUCGCGGUACUCGUCUGUUCCACCAGAUUGCCGUCGUCAUCCUUGCGACUUCCAGCCUCGCCUACUUUUCUAUGGCCUCUGACCUUGGUGCGACUCCGAUCCCGGUCGAGUUCCGCGGCGAUGGCGGCGACCCGACGCGUCAGAUCUGGUAUGUUCGGUACAUCCAGUGGUUCAUCAACUUCCCGCUUUUGCUCCUCGAGGUGCUCCUCACGACCGGCGUCCCGCUGUCCGACAUACUCGUCACCCUGUUCAUGUCGAUCGUGCUCGUCGUGUGCGGCCUUGUGGGUGCUCUCGUCCACAGCACCUACAAGUGGGGGUACUACACGUUCGGCUGCACCGCACUGCUCUAUAUAUGGUACUCGCUGCUCUGGAACGCGCCUUCGACAACCCUCGCUGCUCGCGGCGUCGUGCACCGCGGCUACUACCUCUGCGCAGGGUUCUUCUCCUUCAUGUUGAUCACCUACCCCAUUUGCUGGGCGUGCGCAGAGGGUGCCAACGUCAUCUCCGUCACCUCCGAGAUGGUGUGGUACGGCAUCCUCGACUGCAUCGCGGGCCCGCUGUUCCUGUUCCUGUUCCUAUGGGAGAUCCGUGGCAUCGACUACAGCUCGUUCGGCUUCGGCUCAUCCCAGUUUGUCGCCGGCGCUGGUGCAGUCCCUGGAAAGCGUCCUGUCGGCGAGCAGCAGGCGUGAAAGCGUAUCAUUCUUCUAGUUUCUUAAUCUCACGUCCACCCCCUCCCCUUCUCCCUCACAUAGGGUUCGAUGACUGCAAAUUUACGGCCUGCUACGAGCAAGUCUUCUGCCACCUAUAAUAACACGACCUUCGUUAUGAUACAUCGUAGAUUAGAGCCAUGUUUAAUAAUGUACUUCUGUAAUACUCUGUCGCGAUUGACCCACCUUGGGCUCUGUAAUCUACUUGUGUAAUUAGCCAGA